Molecule: messenger RNA, 375 nt
Organism: Saccharomycopsis crataegensis
Lineage: Eukaryota; Fungi; Ascomycota; Saccharomycetes; Ascoideales; Saccharomycopsidaceae
Exons: 2
Coding region: 1-375 (124 amino acids)
Biological process (GO): nuclear-transcribed mRNA catabolic process, nonsense-mediated decay
Cellular component (GO): cytoplasm
Molecular function (GO): RNA helicase activity
Source: RefSeq, a predicted model, not a curated record
AUGCAUACGUAUAUUUCUGCAUUUCCUAGAGAUCGGUUCCACAAUGGGUUGCUUCAGGAUGGGGUGACGGUUGGACAAAGAUCGAUAAAGGGGAUUGAUAAGCCGCUUUUGUUUUGGGAUACCAGGGGAAGAAGCCAUGAGAGUCGAGAAAAAGAUUUCAUUGUGUUUUCUUGUGUUCGUUCGAACGAUCAUAGUAAAGUGGGGUUUGUUAGUGAUAGACGGAGAAUGAAUGUGGCAUUGACCAGAGCGAAAUAUGGGUUGAUAUCGGUGGGUGAUUUGUGGUGCUUGACAGCAGGAUCGUUAGAUUGGAGAGAUUAUUUAAGUAAUCUAAAAAAGCAAAAGUUCGUUCAUGAAGGGAAAAAGUUCAAGUAUUGA